AUGUCUGGACAGACCCCCGUCUCCAUCACGAUCGAGCCUGACCGGCUCGUUCAGACAGCCGCUGCUCGUAUUUUCCAUCCUCAGACGNGGACCCGUCUCUGCAGGUGGAGCAUUUUCAGACAGACGCAGCAUAAACUGACUAACGUCUGCCAGGUGGACCCCACUUUUAACCACGAGCUGAAAAAGUGUGUGAACGAGGCUGACUCAGCCGAGGAAUUCGAAUCGUGCUGGGAGAGUCUUCUUGCUCGGUACUACCUGAUGGAGAAUGAGUGGUUUCGAUCGUUGUACAGUGUUCGGGACCAGUGGGUCCCGGUUUAUCUGAGGGACUCGUUUUUUGGAGACCUAUUUGCAGUGGACCGUGACGAGAGUUUUUUCCUCGACGAGUUCUCGGGUACAUCGGCAGCCACCACCGUGCAGUCGUGGAUCAGAGAAUACGAGAAGGCCGUCGCCAGCUGGCAGGAAAAGGAGUUGAGGGACGAUUUUGACACUCUCCAUACUAAUCCUAUUUUGAAAACUCCAUCGCCUAUGGAAAAGCAAGCUGCCGGUCUUUACACCCGGAGGAUAUUCGUCAAAUUUCAAGACGAAUUAGUCGAGACCCUUGCGAAUCCCGCACGAAUGCUCGAUGAAUCUGGCGGCGUGAUAACGUAUCGUGUGGCGAAAUUUGGAGAAGAGCUCAAAGCUCACACUGUUAGGUUCUGUGAUGGGAAAGCCGCUUGUAGUUGCCGGAUGUUUGAAUUUUCGGGUAUUAUUUGCAGGCACGUGCUCUCGGUUUUUCGGGCGAAGAACGUGCUCAUGCUUCCUCAUGAGUAUGUCCUGAGACGUUGGACGAGGAAUGCGAAGGCGAGCGCAGGGGAUUGUGGGCCCGGGUCUGGGGCUUUUGGGUUGACCGGAAAUUGUCGAGAGUCUCAGGUGGUGAGGGCUAGUAAUUUGCGUCGGGAGGCAAUGAAGUAUGUCGAGGAAGGUGCCAAGUCCAUUCGUGUUUACAAUGUAGCUAUGAAUGCACUCCAAGAGGCUUCGAAAAAAGUUGCUUCUGUAAAGAGCAAAUAUGCUGGAACUUUGAAAGGGACGAGCGAGGCAAAUGGAGGAAAUCACAAAAUGCAUGCAACCGAAAACGAGUCGUCAUCUUAUUUACCGAAGGAAGAGAAGGAGAAGAAGAUGCAAGAACUGACUGCCGAUCUUCAGCAAACGAAUCAGAGGUGCGAAGUGUAUCGCACGAUUCUACUGGCACUCUUCCGAGACGUGGAGGAUGAGAAGCUGAAGCUUUCGGUUAAGGUCCAAAAUGCACGGCUCUCCUUAAAAGAGUGA
Messenger RNA from Striga hermonthica, 1305 nucleotides. NCBI's taxonomy places the organism in Eukaryota, Viridiplantae, Streptophyta, Magnoliopsida, Lamiales, Orobanchaceae. The record is from the annotation of a GenBank genome assembly.